GACUUCAUUCCCUUCCUUUUUAUGCAACAUUAUCAUCUUUCACGUUCUUUUGUUUGCCUUUUCAGUUCUUUUUCAUCGUUAUUUCAAUUCAGUUUCCCUCUUCUUCUCUAUCAAGUAUUAUUCCCUUCUUUCUAUCUAUAAAACUGUGUUAGCUUUUGAGUUUGUCGAAAUUGUGGGGUGCUGGGAAUUUUGUUUUCUGCUUGGAUGAACAGAGAUGGCUGUGGAAUUGAUGAUGGGGUACGAUGGUGGUAAUAGUUUUGUAAGGAGAAUAGAGGAAACUGCUUUGAAUGAAGCUACAACUGCUGGGAUUCAAGGUGUUGAAGAAUUGAUAAGGUUGAUGUCCAAAAGUCAACAGCUUUACAAUCAAGAUGCUUCUUCUAAAACUUCUUCUCCGUCGGGUUCGGAGCCGGCGACGGAACUCCAAGCUAUUACAGAUAAGACUGUUAAGUCCUUCAAGAAGGUUAUUUCUUUAUUGGGGCAGCCCAGAACCGGACAUGCUCGAUUUAGACGUGCUCCUCUUAGUCAUCUCGACCAAGAGGUGAAACACCAGCAACAAGAUGCACGACAACCUCGGCAAAAGAUACCAGAGUCAGGGGAUUCUUCUCUUCAAGUAGCCAAAAAUCAGGUGUCUGCUUUUAAGCCUUUUUGUUCAAGUCUGGGUCAUAGGUUGCCUCCUCUGCCUCACAAUCACCACCAGAGUAAAAGCAGUUCUCUUUUGGUGCCAAAGACUGGUCUUUUGGAGAGAAAUGAAACGGCCAGUGCUAUCAAUUUUUCAUCUUCGCCGCCUUUGUCUGAUGGGAAUUCUUUUAUGUCUUCAUUAACAGGGGACAAUGAUAGCAUGCAUCCAUCUUUGUCUUCUGGUUUUCAAUUCACUAGUCCUUCCCAUAUCCCUUGUUCUGGUAAACCUCAUUUUUCUUCCUCUUUGAAGAGAAAGUGUAAUUCCAAGGACGAUGCUGCUCUCAAGUGUGGAUCUUCCUCUAGCCGUUGCCACUGCUCCAAAAAAAGGAAAUCAAGAGUGAAGAGAGUCAUUAGAGUUCCAGCUAUUAGCACCAAGAUGGCUGAUAUUCCUCCUGAUGAUUAUUCCUGGAGAAAGUAUGGCCAGAAACCAAUCAAAGGUUCUCCUCAUCCAAGGGGCUAUUAUAAGUGUAGCAGCGUAAGAGGCUGCCCUGCAAGGAAACAUGUAGAGCGAGCUAUGGACGACCCAAUGAUGCUGAUUGUAACCUAUGAAGGAGAUCACAAUCAUAGCCACAUCUCGGAUUCCCCAGCACCUUUGGUUCUUGAGUCAUCUUAGUCCCGUCACGAUCCAUCGGACGCACCCCCCCCCCCUUUCAAUGGUCAUCUAAAUCGAGCCAGCCCCUCAAGUAGGGUUGUUCAGAUAGUCAACUGUCCAACAAGACAAUUAGAUUGAUUAGUGGGAAUAUUAGUUGUUUAAAAGGACAAUAUAGGAUUCCCCAUUCUUGGUUUUGCCAAAAGACAAUGUUAAGUAGGACUAGUAGGGGGUGGGUUCUUUUCAUCGUUCUACUUAUUAAAGUUGUUAUACUCGAUUACCAGAAUUUUUGUUCAUUUCAUAUAUAAUAUUAUACAAAUAUGGUGGUGGAUCUUGUCGAGGAUAGUAUCACUUUAAUUUGCUCCAA
This is a messenger RNA of Gossypium raimondii (Peruvian cotton), 1634 nucleotides long. Its product is annotated as probable WRKY transcription factor 7. Lineage: Eukaryota; Viridiplantae; Streptophyta; Magnoliopsida; Malvales; Malvaceae. The coding region runs from base 215 to 1291 and encodes 358 amino acids. Gene Ontology annotation, molecular function: DNA-binding transcription factor activity; sequence-specific DNA binding. The transcript has 3 exons. Gene Ontology annotation, biological process: regulation of DNA-templated transcription. The record is from RefSeq and is a predicted model, not a curated record.